Uloborus diversus is the source of this 1175-nucleotide messenger RNA. RefSeq lists its product as uncharacterized. Bases 12 to 1175 code for a protein of 387 amino acids. The transcript is spliced from 10 exons. The record is from RefSeq and is a predicted model, not a curated record. Lineage: Eukaryota; Metazoa; Arthropoda; Arachnida; Araneae; Uloboridae.
UUUUUGUAAACAUGGAUAUAAGUAAUUUAGACUGUCCGCAGUUUGUUAACUUUCCAAUAGAAGAGUUGGAAUUAGUGUACACUAUGGAAGAUAGCUUAAAUAUUGAAAAACAUGUUGAAGAUUCAUGUAUAGAUUCAAGUGUUCACAAUGAUGACGAAGAUAGUUUCAUUGUCAUUGAAGAUUCUUCUGAUACAGAAAACUCAAUAUCAAAGAAUGAGGAAUCCAGUGAUAAGCAACAUGAAAUUAGUUCAGAAACUGUAAAACAUGGCAAAACACAAAGCGAUGCCUCUGAUCAAUUUGUCAGUGCGAUUGGCUCAUUUUUUGAAGAUAAUUCUUGCACAAAGGACGAUGUUAUAGUUCCUAUCAAAGCUGAAGUCCAUUCGGAACAUGUUAUAGAUAACAAGCUGCAAAGUGAUGCCUUUGAUCAUUUUGAUUGUUUGGUUGCCUUUGUUUCCACACCAAUCUCUUGCAAUAGAUUUGAAGUCUCUUCAGAUCAGGUUAAAACUGAAAACAUCGAAAGUGUUGUCUUUACUCAUCUUGACAGUGUUGUUGACUCAGUCUCUAAAUCACUUUCUUGUGAAGGGCCAGACUCUGAUUCAGAACAUAUCCACGUAGAAAAGACAUCAAGUUUUGUCUUAGGUCAAAGUGACUGUACUGUUUAUUUAGAUGCAGAAGAAAGUCCUAAUAAAGAAAUUGCCCUUUCGCCAAAUAUUAAAUCUGAAGACCAUGCAGAACACAUUAUAGAUACCACGCUGCAACGUGAUGUCUUUGAUCACCUUGACUCUAUGGUGGACUCAGUUUCCACAGCAAUCUCUUGUGCAGGAUCUGAAGUUCAUUCAGAACAUGUUAGAGAUGAAACAGUGACAAGUGAUGUCCCUGAUCAAUGUGUUUCCACGGUUGACUUGGUUUAUGAAGCAAUCUCUUGUGAAGGAUCUGAAAUUCAUUCAGAACAUGUUCAAGAUGAAGAAGUGCCAAGUGAUGUCCCUGAUCAAUGUGAUAACACAGUUGACUCAGUUUCUAAAUCAAUUUCUUGUGAAGGGUCUGGAGCUGUUUCAGAACAUACCAACGAGGAAAAAACAUUAAACUAUGUCUUUGGUCAUAGUGAUUGCACAGCUGAUUUGGAUGAGGAAGAAAGUUCUAAUAAAGAAAGUGCCCUUUCAGCUCAUAUCGAGUAA